This is a messenger RNA of Dacryopinax primogenitus, 653 nucleotides long. RefSeq lists its product as uncharacterized. The record is from RefSeq and is a predicted model, not a curated record. The transcript has 3 exons. Gene Ontology annotation, biological process: formation of translation preinitiation complex. Gene Ontology annotation, molecular function: RNA binding. The coding region runs from base 18 to 593 and encodes 191 amino acids. NCBI's taxonomy places the organism in Eukaryota, Fungi, Basidiomycota, Dacrymycetes, Dacrymycetales, Dacrymycetaceae.
CCAAUCAUCAUUCAACAAUGUUCAAGAAAUUCACAAAAGAAGACAUUUCCUCCCAAACAUCUAUCAAGUCCUCAGCUCAACGGGCCAUCCGCGCUUCUCUGCUCAAACAAUGUCCGCUCCUCUCCCAGCCCUCAGAGGAGCCCGACACCCCAUUGCUCGAGUAUAUCUGGCCAAAGAAGGAGAACAUCACCCUGGUGAAAUGUAGAGACCACCUGAGCAUCUAUGCGCUGCAUGGCGAGCCGCUGUGGUUCCAGCAUUUUGACGGGCCGCUGUUUCCUACACUGAGGUUGGUGCAUAAGUAUCCCAACCUCCUCCCGCAUGUAGGCAUAGAUCGCGGGGCUAUCAAGUUCCUCCUCUCGGGCGCAUCGAUGAUGUGCCCUGGCCUCACCUCCCCAGGCGGUUUCCUCCCCCUUGCCGAAAGCCUAAUCCCCGAAGGCACGGUAGUAGCCAUCAUGGCAGAAGGGAAAGAGCAUGCGGCUGGUGUGGGGAUCAUGAAGCUAGAUUCGGAGGAGGUCAAGAAGGUCAAUAAGGGUGUUGCGGUGGAGAGCGUGACAUAUUUGGGAGACGACCUUUGGGGGAUGAAGACCAUUUGAGUGCGUCGAAUGACGAGAGGUGAUGAUGAGGUGGAUAUGGUGGUUGGAAAUCAAUGUAUU